AUGCUACCUUUAUUUGACCAAACUGGAACAGGCCUUAGAAGAGGGCCGAAAGGCCCACGAACGAAAAAAGAAGAAUCCUCAUGUAGGUUCUUUCUACACUUCCCUCCCUAUGCUCUCUCCCCAAGGCAGUGCUUUUGAUGGCUGAAGCCUACUACCGCAAAGGUGAGUUUGAAGAGGCCUUGACCCUCUUUGAACGGGGAAAACGAAUGCGACCCUCCAUAACUGCCUUCCAGAUUGGCGUGUAUAAAUGCGAGCAAGCUAUCGAGAACAAUUGCGGAAGUAAGUUUUCCUCAGUUUGUUCUAAUCAGCAUCGUUUUCUCCUCCAGUGGACUGCAACCUAGAAUUGGGCCCCGAUGUGGAUCUAACUGCCUACUACCUACACGCCUUUCCGGUAGACUACUAAUUUCUCAUUUUAAGCAUGCAAAAUUUGUAGCCCAAGGUCACUCGUAAAGCACCUGAGAAGAAGAUGGGCAGUAAGGUGGUGUCAGUCUCAAAGAAGGCUGAGAAAUGGCCAAUCGAUAUGCCACCCGAAAUACUAAACACAUUGUUUGGCAAGGCCUACCCCGAAUAUGUGUACCUCCGUCAACUGUAUGAGGUCGAAGGUAAGUGUCCUACAGUGCGAAUUUCGCGUACUUUGCCAUUUCCAAUGACUGCAGGUCAGCUAGUAAAGGAAAUGUAUUCUUUGAGAGGUAAAUGAACUUGCGCGGUCCAAGUAGCUACAGGUAGGCAGUGCAGUCAUUUCGUCAGCCAGCAGUAGAAUUGAGACUAUUUUCCCAACUGGGGAGUCUGAUCCCCGACAGUGUGAAUGUGUGUUUUCGGCAAAAUCAGUUUCCUUAACUGAGCAGCUGUAACUUGUAUCGUGCUUUCUUUUAUGCGCUCAACAAAAACAAAGGGGAUGAUGGAUAUCCCUUUCUAGGCAUUCUGGCCAUCUUUAAACUGCCACUGAAACUUUAAGUGUCGAAGAUUUUAGGCACAUGGUAAAGGUAUACUAUGUACCAUCCUGCAGUGUGUUUCUAACUGACAACCUUAGAAUGAAUUGAAAAGUUUAUAAGGAGUAAAAGCGAUCGCUGGGACAAGGGCUUUAUUCGCCUGACGUUUAGAAUUCUCGCUUGGACCCAGAGACAAUGACACAGCUCUUAGUGCCAUUAUCAAAAACCAAUCAGAUAGGGCCGGUGUCAAGCUAUUGAGCGAACAAAAUGACUUUUUAACUACACUGGGUUCUGCAAAUUCUCACUUAGGGCUGCAACGAAAAUGAGUUUUCUUACACCCGUGCGUUUUUUCAUACACCGUGCACCCCCCCCCCCGCCGCUCCCCCAAUGAAAUGCUCUUCAUGUCGAGCUGCUCAGCUGCCCCGCUUGACGUCCACACGGGCGCAAUAAGGGGUGUACGCCACCUUGCACCUGAGUGCGACUGGCAGUAAGCAGUAAGCAAUUUAGAAAAGUGAAGGCACUAUUUCCUGCACUUAAAGUGCAUUUAAACUGAAAGUAGCUCGGUUGGUAUAGGAAGGAGAUAAAACGGAGUGAAGAUAGGUUAGAUGAAGGCACCAGUCUGGCACCUUAUAUCAUUCGACGUUCCUGAAAUCCCCGCCAUAAAGUUGUCACCGGUCAAAAAAGAGCUCGAAUUUCAUAAGCAAAAAUCCCGUCUCUAGCUGAUUCUCUGGAUUGUCCGUUCAGGCGUGCAGGGGCGGUUAACUCCUGGGUUGACGAAACGGCUCCGGUAGGCUGUAGACCAGCACGCUGUCGGCGGAGAUUAGGAAUGUUCGCAGCAAGUGAGACAUGGGGGUCAUUGGUUGCCCCUAUUCCACGACGGGACACACUGAGGUCAUGGACGGCGACUAACCUCACUGUCCAAGCUUAAUAUCCACUCGUUCACGGCCGCGAACCCACUUUCACUCUUAUUCCUAUCCCCAUGAACAUCGUCAUUAUUAGUAUUAAACACCAAAGCACCGUUUAUGUGUCACUUGACCGUCCGGAUAGAGGAGCGAAAUCCUGGUCUUAAAACUUCUCAGCAGAGACAACUUUGUAAUAAUAGCUGAUGUGCGGUAAGGGUAGGCCUCGCUGGGGACAGGAUAAUUCAAAACCACAGGGCCGACACCGCGCUCCAGUGUCGAAGUCAGCAAUGGACUAUGGAGUCUCGUUUCUCAACCUCCUGGCGCUGUCCAGGGGCAUAAUCCACAGCAAUUUUGCAUACAUCAGGCUUCGCGCGGGCACACCUAUCAUUCCUUGCCGCGGACAGACCUCCGUCUGUCUACCAUACACGAGGUCCUUGUCUAGGCUGGAGGUAGUUCAGCUGGCCGUACGCGUGGGGGUGUGUGGCAAUAGGAACGUCGAAAACUAAGUCUUUGGGAAGACUCCUAGCGGGCAAUAAAUACCCAGACGUCGACUCUGUGCUGUACAUGGCCAGUCCGGUUGUCCUUCCCAGGCCCAUCAAUAAAGAUCCCCCUCGACAUUCUUUAUCGUUACCAUAUUUCAGUGACAGUAACUGGACCAAAACUCCCACUUAGAGUUGAUCGCUUUAUUUAUUUCCAGGAAAACGGGAGAAAUUCCUGAAACAAACCGGCAUUACUCUCAUGCGUAAGUCUUAAAGUUCCUGUUUGUUUGAUAAAUAGCAACGCAGUAUCGGAUUUUUUCUGCAAUAUGUCUAUUUUUGUUUAACUUACAUCCUGUUUGUGAUAGGAAAUAACAGGUAAAGAAGGCAUACUUGUUCACGAGGUUAUAACAUCGAAAAAUAACGGUAAUGUUUCGCAACCAGAGCGGUUCAUUUUUAUUCCGCAUUUUUGACCAGAAUAAACUGAAAAUCCUCUCCCCACGGAGGUCCUUAAAAAUUCAGUGUAGGUCACCCACCAGAUGGUCAAUACCAUACCAAUCAUCCAUGUAUGAAGUCCAUCCAUAGAUUCCUGUUGACGAACUGUCAAGAAGUCCACCAGUUGUUGCAUUUCAGAGUGCAUCCGAAAAGAAUUUGAGGGCGCAGAAAGGAAUCUUAUUCGUUGAAUCUCCAAACUCAAAAGAGGCAAUUUUCAAAACAACGUCCUACCUUGAAAUUAUUACACAAGUAAAGGGGAUGGAGAUUCGGCGCAAAUAUUUUUCGCAUAAUGCUCCCUUUUUGUGAUCUUUGACGUCCUUGUAGUGCCAGUAAUACGAUGCCCGGUCAACGAAUGAAGUCAUUCCAAACCCUGACAAAGGAAGACACAGACUCUUACGAUAACAAGAGUAGCAUUGAGCUCAAAUGUAGUCUCGCGCAAGGGAUUUAGAGGUAUCUUCUCCUUCCUUCUCCUUCUCCUCCUCCUCCUCCUCCUCCUCCUCCUCCUAAACGACUCCAACGACCUUCUACCCAGUUAAGUAUCGAUGGUAUCCGUGACACAGCAUGGAAACGACUUCCAGGAAGGGAUUGAGAUUUUUCUUAAAAUUACGUUAAUAGGUUUGGUGAGAUAAGGUCGGCCGAUAGAUGGUCAUUAAAGCGUUAACUUUCCGAGUAAAGAUGAGUUCCGCUCAUUUAGGACAACGGUUUGAAGUUAAAUAGCGCAUUUCCAAGCUAAUACAUCCAGCAAAAGGCGCUCUCAAAGGAUAGGAUCGAUUGGAUUGUUUGACUAGAAAAUACCCAAUCGAGGCUUCCUAAGUUCAGUCAUGAAUUCCCAAAAAUAGCAGAUAUUUAGGUUGCAUCUAGGUAUGCUUUCUCACCAAUAUAGGAUGGAAUAUUUUGAACAAGCUACGCCGUCUUCACCUCAGUUUAGGCGAUCUAUUGUUUAAACAGUCUUAUGGACAUGAUUCCAUGGGCGUCCGUCAGCCAAAGCACUGCCAGUUCUGGGAGCACAAAGAAUAAAUCCAAGCGUCGCAGACCAUACCAAAUCAGUAGACGCAUCACCAACGGCAAUUUGCUAGCCAGUUACGGAGACAGUACAGCUAGAGCAGUUGGACAGGCCACGUGAGCGCCGCAUACGUUAAGGUUGGCUGUGAGAGUAAAAAGUCGUAAUAUUUUGAUCUACAUGCGGAGGGCAUGGCAUUCUUCUUGUGCAGAUGUGGAGAGGUGACUGUCCAUCUUGUACGAAAACUUAUUAUCAUGAAACUGAGAAUUGAUGUUUGCUGAACGGGUAAGUUAAACCAUUUAGUGCCCAGCUAUUCUUCAAGAUGAGUCAUCAGGUUUCCGAAGGGGAGGAUAACAGGACAGUUUCCCAGAUAUCAAGAAGUCGUUUUGUUGAACGCUCACAAGUUUUUUUGGGAAUGACGUAGCCCUACACCCUUUAGUUUUUGUGUUCUGUGUUCGGAAAAAAGUGACAUGCGAGACCCUGGUAACAGUUCGGAAAUGCUUAUAAACAGAAGUUGAGCAAUUUAUAAUAAAAACAAUUCUUACUGAGAAUUACAGUAUUCCAUAGAUAUUUUGGCAGAUUUUGAAUAAUUCCUCUUGACCCAACUGUGAAAAAAUCGGCGUCUCGUUGGGAUUCGAACCCACGCAGUAAGGGGAAGGCUUUAGUACAGCCAACUCUCUAACCACUUGAGUUAGGAGGCCCCGCCGGACGACGCGAGUUUAAUCACAUUUGGGUCAAGUUACCCGCCCAACCUACUGCAACGUCUGGAAUCCACCAAAUCUGAUACAGUAAGUUGACUGCCCAAGCAGGGUAACUUGACCCAAACAUGAUUAAUCUCGCGUCGUCCGGAGGGGCCUCGUAGCGCAGGUGGUUAAAGCAUUGGCUGUACUAAAGCCUUCCCCUUACUGCGUAGGUUCGAAUCCCACCGAGGCGCCGAUUUCUUCACAGUUGUGUCAAUAUAAAUUACAGCAUUGGUAUUGGCCAGCUUAGAAAGUAGUCCGUUAAAAGAAAAAAACGUAAUGGUUUCUAAUGAUCUCGCCAAGUUUAACCAGGCAGCCCGGAACGAUUUAAAAGCGUAAGGCAAACAGUAUAAUUUUUGAAGUGAAAGUUAGUUGAAAACCAACUUUACUCAAGCCCGUGUUUUAGAGGGAAAUCAAUAGUAGACGUUGGGAUACACUGGCGGAAGCCUCGAGACCAAUAGUGACUUCAUCGCUGUUGCAUUCCGAAGAUACACCUGCGUAGAUGGUAGUGUAACCGUUUGCAUGUCCCAUCCCUCUUUUCGGGGUAUAAGACCCCCUAAGGCUGAGUCACUUUAAAAAAAUAUAUCUGUCUUCUCGACGAGCCCUUUGUGUUGCCAACUUCCCGCUAAACUCACACGCUCAUUUGAACUGCCGUGACGCAAAUGUUUUACGGCUGUCUCAGGCGCUUUGACUCCAUGCGGUAGAUCUGUUUUGAUCCUGCGCCGAGAAAAAACCUUCUCAAUUAACUUUUGCCUCGCUCUACCAAAUCCUCCUGCGUUGGGUUCUGUUAGGCCCUAUCACCCCAUCCGCCUCACUUGGGGUGGCCUGUGGGAUGGAGCGCACGAGAUUUACCGGAAGCCGGCAAGGGCCGUGGCUGCGGUAGACUUUUUGUUUUCUGAUUUGUGUGUGCGCGAGAGCGCUUCAGCGAGCGAACCUGCCGCCGUUGUUCUCGAGGCUGGCGGCAAGGGGGAGAGAGGGGGCGAGGGUGGAUAGCGGGAAAUCCGCUGCUGCCUAUCUGACUCUGAUUGAAUUAGGUGGUAAACCCCAUCCCCGCCCCUCCCCCUCAACCCUGUGGCCAAUAUUUACCCCCUGCCACAAAUGCGUGCAACGGCGUAAAAGCUGCCCACCCUACAGCUCCAGUGGAAUCGGAAUUCGCAACUAUCGCGAAUCUAUGAUAACUCGCCUUUUUCCAGCCUAACGGAUGAGGAAGGCGAACGCUUGGAGGAAGGUCGGACAAUUUGGCUGUGUUGGUGUUCUGAGCGGGAGGAAGGGAUGGAUGAGGACGUCCAUACUUGGGACAGGGUCGACAAAUUUAUUUCAGGGCUGCAAACACUGAAAAAUGACGCAUGAUCCGUAUCCUCGACGUUUAAGAUUUUCAACAAACUUGCUGCUCGGUAGUUCGUACUGUAGGUCGGCAUUUUUCGAAAUUCCCACCGCUUUCAGCAGAGUCUAGGCCGUAUUAACGUGGUACACAGUCUAUCUGAUUGCACAAAAAACGUGCUGUCGUGUUUUUGCCUAUCGAAAGCCCUCACGGACGGCAAGGAACGCAAACAGAAGGAUUGUCGACGAAAGUUGUGAAGGUUGAAAAACUAAUUUCUGGCGUGUUUGUCUUCAUGGACGUAAGAGGCUGAGCUCGAACUCCUCGUCCUUCCUACUUGGGGUUGGAUUAUGACUCGCAGACGAUGAAGUUAGGAAUGAUAAUUUCAGUCUUCGUAAAACUUGUUACGGUGAGGUUUGGUCCUGCUGUCCUACUUGAUCGCUACUACAGGGCUAGGAAACUAAAAUAAUUUUAGUUAACAUACCUGACUUAGCCAUUCGCUGGAUUAGGAAGAGGAAGGGAGCGCAAGCAGAGACCGAAACACGCGCAGGGAAGCUCGUGUGAACCGAUGCUUGUUGCAACCGUCGAUUCAACGAUGUCCGCCGCGUGCUACACAGCAAGGUGCAGCAGGCACGGUGACUUGCGUGUGAAGUAGUUUAUAGCAAUAACAGACUUUCGCAGCAUCCACCUCACUCUGUCCUCCCCUCUCACCUGGACCCAGUGUCAGGACAGAGUCAAGAAGACCGGAGGUGGGGGGAGCGCAGGUGUAUGGCACGCUCGAGCCCUCACCUUGGCGCUCCACUCCAAACUCUCUGGUCCACACAACAAGUAACCAGGUUUUUUUUAACCACUAACAACAAUGGGGGGCCACAGGGGUCCCAGUGCGCGCGACGUCUGCCGGCAACCGGGUCUGCCAAUGCCCCUCCCCGAAAUGUUGGCAUUUGUUAUGGUGCGCAAUCCGAUAACGUCUGCCAGAAGCCGAUGGAAAUGUUGGCAUUUGUUAUGGUGCGCAAUCCGAUAACGUCUGCCAGAAGCCGAUGUGGUCCCCGUGUUGGUCCAGCGCAUCUACCGAGUGGCCCGUUUAGGGGGGGGGGGCAGAACGUGUACACACUUGCCCCCGCGACACAGCCACUCGCGGGAUUAAAAGGAUAAGGUGAGCGUGGUCACAACUGGAUGACCACAGAUGGAACCGCGUGUCAAAUUGCAAUGCACCGCCACUAUAAUGGAACCGCGGAGUUCCAUUCCGUCCGAACGAUGCCAUCAACAAGCCUACUUACCCACCCGCCGGACUGAGAUAACGAAGGGGACGCAAACAGGGCUCACAGCACGUGCUGAGAGGCACUUGUAAACUGAUACUUGAUGUAACCGAAGCCGCGUAUGAGCAGUUCCCCCUAGCAUAGUCACUUGCUGGUUAAAGUAGUAAGAAGCCGCAAACACUUGAUAUAUGUAAAGUUAGCGUAAUCGUACCAACUAAAUUCGUUUUGGGGAGCUAACCAUAUGGUAUCACUCAAGUGGGACUGCAGGACCAAACCUGGCCCUUGUUGCCUCACCGCAUGUACACAAACAAAAGCAGCGGAGUUCGUUUAAAUCAAUGGUUUAGGGAUCGUCAGCCACUUACAUAUUAAUUCACAAAUGGUAAAGGACGGUAGCGGAAGAUGAAGGAAUAUUAUCUUCCACGUUAAAAUCCGCCGUGAGUAAAGUCCGAGUUGAGGCAAAGCAAGAGGACACGUUUUGAGACCGUACAUGAAGUGCCCUGCUUUAUGACGUCCAGAGUGAUGAGAAUGUGGCUAUUAGCGAAGGAAAUACAUUCGUUAUCAGCAGGUAAGUUUCUUUCAGAAAACGAGUUCUUUGGACCGACGUGUGAGAACUGCGGUUUUCAAGCCAUUUUCUCAGUUUAAGUGAUGUCACAAGGCAGUUUGCGACGGUCACCGUCAGAAAUGUCACUCUGUAGAUGAUUUGGCUUUCAUAACUCUUCUAUUUUCUUUGCAGCUACUGUGCUACCGCGCAUCCAACGUUGCGAGGAUAACCGAAAGGAUGUGAUGGCCUGCGCAAACUGCCUGAACAGAAAGUGCGAUCUGUGGUACAAGAUGGAUCCCAGCAUGAAGCACGACAGUCGUCUGAUGUAG
Molecule: messenger RNA, 7986 nt
Organism: Spirometra erinaceieuropaei
Lineage: Eukaryota; Metazoa; Platyhelminthes; Cestoda; Diphyllobothriidea; Diphyllobothriidae
Source: the annotation of a GenBank genome assembly